Sebastes umbrosus (honeycomb rockfish) is the source of this 3546-nucleotide messenger RNA. It is a transcript of the gene dnm1l, whose product is annotated as dynamin 1-like. The transcript has 20 exons. Gene Ontology annotation, molecular function: GTP binding; GTPase activity; microtubule binding. The coding region runs from base 141 to 2336 and encodes 731 amino acids. Lineage: Eukaryota; Metazoa; Chordata; Actinopteri; Perciformes; Sebastidae. The record is from RefSeq and is a predicted model, not a curated record. Gene Ontology annotation, biological process: mitochondrial fission; mitochondrial fragmentation involved in apoptotic process. Gene Ontology annotation, cellular component: mitochondrion; microtubule; cytoplasm.
AGCAACUGUUAGUGCGCAGUCGUUGGUAGAUCCAAAGAGACGCCAGUAGCAUUCAGCCGAGAGACAUUGAAUGACUUUGUCCCCCUGUGCAGCAGGGUAAAGAAACUUUGACAGGUCCGGGAGUCAGUAUCGGAGUUCACAUGGAGGCCCUCAUACCUGUGAUAAACAAACUCCAGGAUGUGUUUAACACGGUGGGAGCAGACAUCAUCCAGCUGCCGCAGAUAGUUGUCGUAGGAACGCAGAGCAGUGGGAAGAGUUCAGUUUUAGAAAGCCUGGUUGGCCGGGACCUCCUGCCGCGAGGCACUGGCAUCGUCACACGCCGGCCCCUUAUCCUGCAGCUAGUGCACAUCGAUCCAGAGGACCGCAGGAAAACCAGUGAAGAGAAUGAAUCCAAGAAAAAUGGACGCCUUAACAGAGGCAUCGACGGAGAGGAAUGGGGCAAAUUUCUACACACCAAAAACACGAUCUACACAGACUUCGAGGAGAUCAGGCAAGAAAUUAGCGCAGAAACAGAAAGAAUUUCGGGCAAUAACAAGGGUAUUAGUGAUGAACCUAUUCACCUGAAAGUCUUCUCACCACACGUUGUGAACCUCACAUUGGUAGACCUUCCUGGCAUUACAAAGUUGCCGGUGGGAGACCAGCCCAAAGACAUCGAGAUCCAGAUCAGAGAGUUGAUUUUCAAGUACAUCUCCAACCCGAACUCCAUCAUCCUGGCUGUGACCGCUGCCAACACAGACAUGGCGACCUCAGAGGCCCUGAAAGUAGCCCGCGAGGCCGACCCCGAUGGCAGGAGGACGCUAGCGGUGGUGACCAAGCUGGAUCUAAUGGAUGCUGGUACAGAUGCCAUGGACGUAUUGAUGGGCAGGGUCAUUCCUGUCAAACUGGGCAUUAUUGGAGUCGUUAACAGGAGUCAGUUGGAUAUCAAUAACAAGAAGUUGGUGGCAGAUGCCAUUCGUGAUGAAUACGCCUUCCUACAAAAGAAGUACCCGUCCCUCGCAAACAGAAAUGGAACCAAAUAUCUGGCAAGAACUUUGAACAGGUUACUCAUGCACCACAUCAGAGACUGUCUUCCCGAGCUGAAGACGAGGAUCAACGUGCUGGCGGCGCAGUACCAGUCGUUACUCAACAGUUACGGGGAACCCGUCGAUGACAAGAGCUCCACACUGCUGCAGCUCAUCACCAAGUUCGCCGCAGAGUAUUGCCACACCAUAGAGGGCACGGCCAAGUACAUCGAGACGACUGAACUAUGUGGUGGAGCAAGAAUCUGUUAUAUAUUUCAUGAAACAUUUGGUCGCACGUUGGAGUCGGUAGAUCCUCUGGGUGGUCUGACAACCAUCGAUGUGCUCACAGCAAUCAGAAAUGCAACGGGCCCGAGGCCUGCUUUAUUCGUGCCUGAGGUUUCGUUUGAGUUGCUGGUGAAGCGGCAGGUGAAGCGCCUGGAGGAGCCCAGUCUGCGCUGCGUGGAGCUGGUUCACGAGGAGAUGCAGAGGAUUAUCCAGCACUGCAGCAACUACAGCACGCAGGAGUUACUGAGGUUUCCAAAGCUCCAUGAUGCCAUCGUAGAAGUGGUCACCUCGUUACUCAGGAAGAGACUCCCAGUCACCAAUGAAAUGGUUCACAACCUGGUUGCCAUUGAGCUGGCCUACAUCAACACCAAGCACCCUGACUUUGCCGAUGCCUGUGGCAUCAUGAACAACAACAUAGAGGAGCAGAGACGCAACCGAAUGAGAGACCUUCCCUCUGCUGUCCCCAGAGACAAGUCCCUUAAAGGCCCAGGUGGGCAGUCUCUUUCUCCCACCGAGCCUCUUGCCCUCGAGGGCGAGGCCACCAAGGGAGCAGCCGGCGGCUCACAGAGCGGCUCCGUCAGCGAUCAGACAGACAGCAGUGGGACGGGGACCUGGAGGGGCAUGUUGAAGAAAGAUGACGGACUGGCUGGUGACAGAGUCAUGAUGCAGCACCCUCUCCCUGCAAGCCCACAUAAGGGCUACGCUGUCAACCUGCUAGAUGUGCCUGUUCCAGUGUCCAGGAAGUUGUCUGCUAGGGAGCAGAGGGACUGCGAGGUCAUCGAGAGACUCAUCAAGUCAUACUUCCUCAUUGUACGGAAAAACAUCCAGGACAGUGUACCGAAGGCCGUGAUGCACUUCCUGGUGAACCAUGUGAAAGACUGCCUGCAGAGUGAGCUGGUGGGUCAGUUAUACAAGGCGGGCCUACUGGACGACCUGCUGACAGAGUCCGAGGACAUGGCUCAGAGACGCAACGAGGCCGCUGACAUGCUCAAGGCGUUGCAGAGAGCCAGCCAGGUGAUCGCAGAGAUCCGAGAAACCCACAUGUGGUGAGCACGGCCUCUCUCUUCAGCAGGCUCUCUUCAUCCCUCAUGGACCAUCCAGACGCUCCUGCUGCGACUCCCGGCUCCUCAGACCGCAUACACGAAACAAUCUGACAAUGCACUGGUGUGGAUAUUAUGUGUAUAUGGAAACAUAGUUUUAAUGUACAGUAAGGACUUAAUGAAGGGCAGUACAUAUCAGCUCCUCACCUUCAGCAUCACACAUGCUCCUGUUCUAGUAAUUAUAUUUUUCUUAUGUAACUGAAACAAUAAAUAAGUAGACACUGUACGCAUCACCACUAUGUGGAGCCUUGCUGAGGAUUGUCUGCUCUUAAUGUAGAUUUGAAUUAAAGAUGGAAAUGACAAACCCAUGCUGCAACACGUAGACGCUCUCUUCAUCAUGUCAAUUCUUUUAUUAGAUGUUGACAAAGUAUUUGUUGUUGUUCCAAAGAAAUGCACUUAAUUUAAAUAAUUUGUAUGGGAAAAAUACUCCCUAUUUCUACACUUUCUUCUGGUUUCUGUUAAGAACAGUAUUAUUUUUAUUUAGACAUGAAACUAUUCUAUAACACACUCAUACUUGUCCCCUUGUUUACAUGUUUCAACAAGAUCUUCUACACAUUUUUAGAGGUUUCAGGACAUUCAAUGGGCCGUUACUGCUUGAGUUUUUGUAUAAAUGUGUUAUGGUACUGUUGUAUAUUGGGCUUAAAUACACAUAAACAGACAAUAAUUUGCAGAGAGGCAGCAGACAGGAUGUAAUGACUUAUUUAUUGUUUUGAUUUCAUGAUAAUUGACAUGUAACCGAACACAGCUGAUCAAUGAAUACACACAUAAUAGACACAUGGGCUGAUCGCUGGUGUUGCGGUCUGCUUCGUCCCCGUCUGGCUGCUCCUUUACCUGAGCCGGCCGGCCAUCUUGCCCUUUCCACGUCCUUUGGCACUGAAAGGAUGCAGGGAAAGAUUAAUGCCAAAUGCAGAGCACUGCAAUCAGGGGGUUUGGGACAAGUGGAGGUCAUUCGAUUGCAGCACUCAACAGAUCAAUACACAAAACAGCGAACAGGGUGUGGUGUUGAUGGUAAAUAUUCUCUGUCUCAGACUUGUAGAUGCUGUUGUGACACAAAAUAAGUUUUGCUUAAAUCAGAAUUGUAAGAAUACAGCAAAUGAUAUCAGUGAAACUUGAGCCUUUGUCACGCUAAUGACAUUGCAAAUAAAAAUCCAGUUUAUUUU